AUGUAAAUCAACAUUUAAAAAUUUAAUUUAUUAAUCAAUUUGUUAUAAUAUUUAAAGCAAAUUUCUACAAACUGCAUCCCUAACACGAAUUAAUUUAGUGAAGAUUUAUUGCAUGGGACUAUCAUAUCGAGAACAUAUCAAUUAAUUAUAUUUUAUAAUUAAUUUAGUAUAAGGGUAUAUUCUUUAAAAGAAUAAAUAUACAAAUUGAACUAUUACUCAUCUCAUUUUACAGCUUAUUCUGUAUAUUUUGAUAGAUUUAGUAGUAUAAUAAUUUUUGGAGAAUAUUUUAGCUAAGAUUUUUUAAUAUUAAAUUUAAUAACAUACAAAAUACAACCUACCCCCUUCCCUCUAUUUAACACAAAAAAUUUAGAAGACUAAUAUAAGUUUUAUUUUUUUUCAGAUCAAAAAAGAGUGAUGCUGCUUUCCUCAUAUGUUUCUUUCAUACAAAUAUAUGACUUAGAUACCUAAGCCAGUCCGUAAACUAUUUAGCUUUAAUACUAGUUUAAUUAGUAGAGUCAAGUAGUUGUUGAUGAAAAUCUUAAUUUAGUUAUGUUUAUAGAUAACUAAAACUAAAUUGAAAUCAUAUCAUAUCAAGCUAAUCAAAUUGUUAAGACAUAUUAAUUGGACUAUAUUAAAAAUGAAGUAAAUGCAUAUUAAAAAGUAUUAAUUUGGGAUAGCUUUAAGAGAAAGAUCUUUGUCAGCUCAAACAAUAUAUUUUAUAUUUUAGACUAUGAUAACAAUAAUUUUAUUUGCAAAUACUAAUUUCAGCGAACAAUUUUUGAUAUUUAUAUAAGCUUUAAUAAAAAUCAAAUUUUUGUUACAGACUAUUUGAAUUUAAGAGUUUUUGACUAUUCUAUAAUAGAGUUUGAUUAAAUCCUAAUACCUUAGUAUUUAAUACCUAAAUUUUUACAAAUAAAUUAAAACUAAUACAUAUUAUUUGAUGAUAGUUAAUCAACAAUUAAAAAUAUUGUUCAAGGAGAAGUAAAGGACUUUAAAUACUUUAAUUCACUACAUCAUGCACCUUUUUACUUCAAUUUUUAUAAUAAUAAUAGCUCAUAGUUUUAUUUAAUUACAUUUAACUAGCUUUAUAUAUUAUAAAUUAGUUCAACUAAGCUAACUACGAUAUUUUAUCAAUUGCUUGACUCUUAAAUAAUCACUUUUAUCAGUGAAUCUGAUUCAGAAGUUCUUUUUUUAACAUAAAAGUAAACUUUAUAUUGCCUUACUAAAAAUCUAAUUAACCCACAACUAAUUGCCUUAACAUAUAUCUCAACUGGAAUAGGAGAAUUUAUAAUGAUCAACAAUACUUACUUAAUUUAUAGCUCAACGAAAAACUCGAGUUAAUGGAAUAAGAUAACUCUUUAAAAUACUUAGUCUGAUUCAAAUGCAAUUAAAUUAGAACAAUUUAUAUUUAAUUUAGAAAAAAAUGAUACAGUUAAACAACUUAUUAAAAUAGAUAAUACUUUAAGUGUUAUAAUGCUAACCAAAAAAUAUAUACAAAUAAUUGAUGCUUAAACAGGAAAUAUCUAAUAGAGUACUUUAUUAGAUUUCUAAAACCAAUAUUCUUAAAUUUAUUUCGAUGCCCUUUAUGGUAGAAUUUUAUAUUCAGAUAGGAUUAUUGGAGUCAAGGUAUAUGAUAAUCAAUUAUAAGCAAUUAAAAGUAGUUUACCUAGUUCAGGUAUAAGAUUAAAAAUUAAAGAUUCCUUCUUAUUUAUGCUUUCUUUUAAUUCAGUGAGUAUAUAUUUAAGAAAAGACCUCUAAUUUUUUUAAGUAAUUAGAAACUUUAACAGUACCCAAUCACUAAUCGAUAUAGAAUACACAGGAUAUAAUUAUAUCUUUCUUUUAUAUUUUGAUAAAUAGAUUACUUUCAUGUAGGUUUCACCUUUCUAAUAACCAUAGCUAGUUGAUAUUUUAUCAGUAAGUAAUUAUGUAAUAUUAUCUAAAUAAGUAAAUUAGAAGAAUUCUGAAUACUUGGUAGUUAAUAUGACUAUUUUAACUUUUGAGUACACAAUUGAAUACAUCACUGAGCUAAAUAUUGGUGGAUAUUAAAAUAAAUUUUGUUCUGCUUAACUACAAAUAAAAACAAGUUAAAGUGAUCAACUAACAAAAAUGCAAUAAACAGAUUAUUUAAAUUUACUAUCACUUAAAUAACUUUUAAUUUAGAACAUUAUUUAUAGUUUAUACAUAGAUAAUGGUGAAUAGACUGAUUUAAUGUAUCCUUUUAUUAGCUCUAGCUCUGUAACUACAGAUUAUUCACUCAAAAUUUAAGCUUAAAACUCUAAUAGUAUUUAUCUAAAAACUCAAAACAGUACGGAUUAAAACAUUGUAGAACUGUAACUUAACAGUUUAAAACUUUCAUUUUAAAAUAUAAAUAAGACUUAAUACUUAUUUGGUAAUUAGACAUUCUAAAAAUUAGCUAGGCUGUAUUUAAAUGAUAUUGAAUUAUUAGAAAUCGGUAAUAAUUAGCUAAUAUUUUAAGGAAUAGAUCAUAUUUUUAUUACAAAUCUAAUUAUAAAUGGGGAAUCAAUCUAAUUAUCUAAUAAUAAGACAAUCAUUUUCUAAGAUAUUAAUUUUGUAAUUGUUUAAAACAUUACAUUAAUAAAUUGCUAAUUUAGCAAUAUUUUUAAUAUAUUCUCAUUUAGCAAUAUAAAUUAAUUGAUUAUAAGCAAUCUUUAUAUUAGAUUAAACAAGUUAGCUUCUAUUAUUAAUCAAAAUUCACUUAUAAAUAUCUCAAAUAUUAAUAAUCUCACUAUAAACAAUACUUAUAUUUUAUAAAAUUCUAUAGAAAAUGUUGAAAUAUUUAAAAUAAGGAAUGUUACUGAAGUUAGCAUUAAUAGCAUGAUAUUUUCUGAAAACUAAAUAAUUAUUAACUAAGAUAUCGAUUUGUAAGGAAUCAUAUUCUAUUUUGAAACAAUCCCAUAUAUUUCUAUAAAUCAAAUUCAAUUUAACAAAUUGAGCAUUUCUUCCAUCUCCUCUCUUUCUCUGCUAAAAUUUUCAAAUAUUAAUUAAACUUUACAAUUUAAAGAUCUUAUUUUUAAAUACUCUAUAAUCAGUGACAAUCAAAAUAACUUUGUAUCUAAUUAAGAGUAUUUUAUUAUAGAAUGUGAAGGGAUAGUUUUAUCGAAUUUCUCAAACAUCUCUAUAAGUAAUUCUGAUAGAAUAAGCUUUGUUUAUAUGCAUUAAUAGACAAACAUAAAGGGAAUUAUUAUUUAUAAUUAAAUAUCUAUCAUUAGUAAUUACUGUCAUUAUAAUUCAGAUACAAAUCAACUUAUGAUACUAAACGCAUAAUAAAUAAAUAUAUAAAAUUCCAAUUUUACAUCUAUUUCUAAUCAAAAUUCUAAUUCUGCUUUAGUUUAAAUUUAAGUCAGCUAAAAUUUGCUAUUAGAUUAAAUUAACAUAACAAAUAUUAGUAUUAAAGAAAAUAGCUUUAUUAGCAUCCUAAAAAGCUAGUAAGUAGUAAUCUAAUAUAUUGAAGCUAAAUAUAUUUAUACAAAAAGUAAAGCAAGUACUAUUUACUUUGAGUAAAUUUAAUAAUUAAUCAUGAAAAAUAACAAAUUUAUCUUGAACUUAUCUUAUUUGGAUGGAGGAGCAAUAUAUAUGAAUUAGAUAAAUGAAAUCGAUUUGAUUAAUAAUACCUUUUAGGAAAAUUAAUCACAAACUGGAAAUGGAGGGGCAAUAUACUGUUAUAAUAGUAUCUUUUCUAAAUUUGAGAGUAACAAUUUCAUAUAGAAUUCAUGCACUUCAGGUUCAGGAGGAGCUUUGUAAUUGAAUAACUGUGAUAUCUAAGAAAUGGUAGAAAAUACAUUCAAGUAAAAUAAAGCCCUAAUAGGAGGAGCUUUUAGAUAUUAAGGAAUAUAACCUAAAGUUUUACAAAAAUCUAAUGUUAGCUAACGGAUACUUACCUUAAGUAUAAAUUAAUUUAUUAAGAACUCAGCAUAAUUAUAUGGAAAAGAUAUAGGCUCCUAUCCAGUUUUAUUGGAUGUGAAAAAUUAAUUCGAUGAUGAUAAUAGAGCUUCAAAAGCUAAAUUAGAAAAUUUGUAAAGUGGCAGUACAUCUACACCAAUAUUGAUCCGACUAAUUGAUGAAGAAAUGAGAGAAGUAAGCUUUUUAAAAAACACAUCAAACAUAAAUUAGGAAAUCCUAAUAGAAUUUGGAAAUUAUUUGCUAGAAGUUUAAAGUUAGUAAGUUGGACUAGAUGGAAAUCUAAGAUAAAAUUAUAAUUUUGAUUAAUUUGGUUUUGUCUUUAAUGUAUCUUAUUCUUAUUAUCCUAACUCUAAUUCCACUAUUCUAAUCAAAACAGUAAGCACUAUUCCUGUUCUUAAUAGAACAACUUUUAAAUUUGAUGAGCAAGAACUAAGUUUAUAUAUUGAUGUCAAUUUUAGGAAAUGUUAAUAAGGAGAGAUUUUAUAAGCUUUUCAAAAAUAUAAAAUAUGUUAUACUUGUCAAUAAGGCAAUUAUUGCUUAGAAGAUCCAGACUAAAAUGAAAAUUUAUAGUGUUUAAAAUGUCCUUUGGGUUCUAAAAAUUGUCAUUCAAAUGUCAUUUAAUUAUAUAAUGGAUUUUGGAGUUUAAGUUUGAACUCAGACUAAAUUUAUUAAUGCAUUAAUCCUCAGAACUGCAUUUCUGAAGAUCCUUCAAAUAAAUUUGGAUGUUUACAGGGAUAUAUUGGGGCUUUAUGUGAAUCCUGCGAUAGUCAUGGCACUGUUUGGGGAAAAAAAUAUGGUAAAAGUAAUGAUGGAGUUUAAUGUUAAGAAUGCAUUUAAUAAAAUUAAAUUUAUUCUAUUAUUAUUUUGUGCUUAUUAUUGGUUAUGUUUUGCUGCUAUUUAAUCUUUUAAGCUCAUAAGUAGCUAGAAUUCUUAUAAAAAAAAAUGAGCUGGUUUUAUUUGAGGAAACUUAAAAUUAUGUUGCUUUAUAGCCAAAACAUAAGGAGCAAUUCAUAAUAUAUCUAAAUUCUUACUAACUAUUUACAGUUUUUAGCACUUGUUAAUAAUUUAGGCAUUUAAAAAUAGGAAUAUUUAAGUGUUAUUGAAAUUGGAGGUGGUGAUCCUUCUUAGCAUACAGUUUAUAGCUUAGAUUGUUUUUUUAAUAGCUUAAAUAUAUAGCUUCCUUUGUAUGCUAUUAGAGUUUUGUUCAUUAAUUGCUAAAUAAUUAUUAUCUAUUUAUUGAUGUAAUUACUAAACUAGCUAAUAAAUAUGUUUAAAAUAGAAAAAGAUUAAUUUCAAAUAUCUUCUUUUAUAUCAGUUUACUUAUUCUUUAGUUCAUCUGUAAUAAAAGUGCUAAUACAAUCUUUAUCUUGCAGAGAAAUAUCUAGUAAGUUAUAUAUAAUUUAAGAAAUGCAGUAUGAGUGCUAUACUAAUUAACACAAUCGCAUUAUUUUCUACUUAAUAGGACCCUUGCUUUUGAUAUGGUUUAUAUUAAUUCCAUUUAUUUUUACUUUGCAUUUGUACAGAAAAAGAUCAAAAUUAUAAAGCUUGAUAUUAUUAAAGAAAUUUGGGCUUCUGUAUUAAAAAUACAAAGAAGAGUCUUAUUAUUGGGAUUUAGUAAGAAACUAAGCAAAGGCUUCACUAGUUAUAUUUUUAAAUUUGAUUAGAACUUCACCGUUGCUGAAAUCUUAAUAUUUAUAACUUCUAAUGUUUAUUUACUUUAGAUUUUUAAAGAUAGUAAGUCCAUAUUAAAGACAGCAAAUGAAUAGAAUAGAUUAACUAUCUUGUAAAUUUGUUAUGUUGAGUAUAUUCUUAAUAUAGUUGAUAAUACUUACAGAUAAUUCAAAAUUUUAACAAAUAUUGUAAGUAAUUUUGAUUGUUUUCAAUGUUUAUUUCAUAGGAAUCCUAAUUUUACUGAUUGUACAAAAACCGAUUCCCUAAAUUGCAAAAAACAGAAAUAUGUAUUAGAUAUUCUUAGUUUAAUUGUCAAAACUAAUACCUAAUUCUAUAUAUUAAGUUUAAUAUUAAAAGCAGGUUAAUAUAUUGAGGAUAAACUCUUUAUGGAAAAAAGUUAAAAGCUCCUUAAGAUAAAUUAUUGAAUUCGAAGCAGAUGUUAAAAAUUAAAAAUGGGUUUAAUCAAAGCUUAGUAAGACAUAAGAAUUAAAUAAAAGCAAAAAAUUAAGAACAAGUCAUCUUCAAAGGGUACAUUUCUAAAUAGAAUUUUAGAAAAGUAUGAACAUCGAUAAAAAUAUAAAAUGAAUAAAGUUUUUU
Tetrahymena thermophila SB210 is the source of this 6189-nucleotide messenger RNA. Its product is annotated as transmembrane protein, putative. The record is from RefSeq and is a predicted model, not a curated record. NCBI's taxonomy places the organism in Eukaryota, Ciliophora, Oligohymenophorea, Hymenostomatida, Tetrahymenidae. The transcript is spliced from 5 exons.